Bombyx mori (domestic silkworm) is the source of this 2016-nucleotide messenger RNA. RefSeq lists its product as uncharacterized. The transcript is spliced from 2 exons. NCBI's taxonomy places the organism in Eukaryota, Metazoa, Arthropoda, Insecta, Lepidoptera, Bombycidae. The record is from RefSeq and is a predicted model, not a curated record. The coding region runs from base 1076 to 1480 and encodes 134 amino acids.
CUCUACUCUCACUGGCGUGACGUGUUUGAACAUGUUCGAAGUACAGCGAAAAAACAUGAUGCAGGUCAGAAAUCAGAAUACCAGUAACGGUAUGUGAGAUCACGGGUCGGAAAUUCAUCGGGAACAGACAGAUUCCGAUCCAUGUGCUUGGUGCGCUACGGUUGAUAUGUACCUCGAUGAACGUCUACUGGAUGGUGCAUAGCUCAUUGUAGUUUUCAGUGAGGCCCUGAAAGGCGGUGCCUUAUCAUAUUGUCGCGGAUUUCACAAGUAAGUGUCACAUGGAGGCAUUUGCGACUUAUUUCUCGCUCGUUAUGCAAAAUUCUUGCUGCGACGCUUAUCAAUUUAAGCAAUGGUAAGCCACAAAAGCGUGAAUGCAGCAUACGCAAGUCGUGUAAUAACGUCUGCUACCUCGAUAGAAGAUCUGAGCCACGAAGAAAUCGUCACAUCUUACGUUCUGGCUCAUGUUGCCCAGUUUGACUGUCGACUUCAUCACCUGGCAUUUACUAGCGGAAAUACAACACGUAACAAGCUAUUGCAAGAAAUUAAGGCAAGUGCAAAUCUCAAGUGAAACUUCGAUCGCAAUAAUGGAUCUGUCAUGACGAGUGGGUAGUUCCGACACGAAUCGUUUUUAAGCCAAUGACUACUGCUAGAGUUACAUGGCACUAGUGCAGUAAACCAGGACAUGAGACUGUGAAUUGUCACUGAAAUUUUAGAAUCUACUCGAUUCAAUACCAAUAACACUACACGUUCGAUGACUUCGGGCUCCAGCAAGCAAGCAAACAAGAAAGCAAGCAAGUUUCCGUGGAGAAGAAAAAUUGACACAUCUGAAGUCGUCGUGACCUGUAAGAUAAGACGUCCGGUGCGUUCGUGUCUGGCGAUGCGGCGGUGUUCGGGUUCCGCUGGCAGAUGCAGGUUUUUCCGGUGAAGUGCGUGCUUGUGCGUGCUUGACAAGUGUUCGCGGUUGGCUUCCUCAGUGUGGGAGUAACAUCGUGUAGGAGAGGUGGAACCCGUAAAAUUGUAGAUUGCGUGGCGGCUGGUAAGAUUUGUUGCGGUAAGAAGUUUGCAUGGUGGUAAAAUGUCUUGUGAGUCUGCACAGGUAGCCGGAGGUGAGACUUCCGCGGUCGCGGCCCACCCAGUCCGCGAGAACCGGGCAGAUCGCCUCGACGGUACGGAGGCCGGCCGACGGGUCCGCCAAACGACGAGACCACGCCUCCAGCACGGACUGCCGAGAUUGGAGCCCCCGCGCUCCGGCUGCACUUGCGCUAGGGCGCGCCGCCUCGUAGGAGACUGUGAGGUUAACCAUCACACGAGGACGUGUACAAUCAGGAAGGCCGUGUCGCAUUCGACACGUGAUUGCUGCAGCCAAUACGAGAUAUGGGACGCAAACGCCGUCCGUCGGCGCUCGAUGGGUCAACUAUUCACCGGCCGAGCGGAGCAACGUGCCGGUAGCUGCGUAACAUCGGGCAAUUUUGGUAAAUAAGAACAAUCUGGUGAGUCGUAUUAUUUUUAUUUGGAUUCGGGUGCCGAAUGCUCUCUUGUCAAGAAAUCUAUUAGUACUUAGUAGCUUCAUAACUCAUCAAUUUUAUACGAUGGUUCUCAUAAAAGGUUUCUGUUGUUUUGACUCAAAACUGUACGGAACAAAUCCUAUGCGAUGGUUUAUUGCUUACCUAUUGUAUGUCAUGUACUACCUGAUAGUUGUUUUAAUCGGUUCAGUGAGAUUGAGCAUUCAGCGAAAUAGAACACUUAAAUCUAGUGUCCUUAUUCGAAGCCCAGACUUGCGUUAUUGAUGACCAAGCUCGCGGUGAGCUCAUGGAAUUGUUCUUGACAAGAAGUGCUAGAAGCCGUACAUCUAUUUUAAAUUGUUCUACCAUAAGAAUAACAAAAGUGAGCCCCUUCGAAUUCUUAAUAGUUCGCGUGCCAUAUCCCUAAAGGUUUUUACUUAAAAUGAUACUGAAAGUAAGAGAUUAACUUUGACGAGACCAGAACAUUGGAAAGUUAGUAAAAUUUGAUGUUGAA